ACUUUUGCUUACCGUAGAGGUACCUGAACUCUUUCCGCCAUGGACAAAAAUCUUCUUCUUUUGUUCGACCGCCCUAGCGAGCCCGUUUACGUGCCUAAAGGCGAGGGAAAAGUCAGCUUUGAAGUUCCAACGAACUACUUGCCUAAGAAAUACCAACCGGUAGCCCAAAGGAUUCUAAGUCGUUUCGGCGAAGAUUCUCUAUCGUCAGUGCCCAUUAAGCCAAUUGCGAUCCCAGACUUGUCUCUGGUUUUGCAGCUUAGCCGAUAUGACAGCUUCUCCUUAUUCAUCCCCGCUCACCGAAAAAUGGCUACUCGUCUUACCGAGCUAUUCUUGGGUAUGCGAACGAUCGAGGACUUGUUAUCGUUGGCUGCCUACACCCGAGACCGCGUGAAUCCCCAGAUGUUUAUUUACUCGUUGUCUGUUGCUAUUCUGCAUCGCGACGAUACUAAGCAUCUUUCGGUUCCCCAACUCUCCGAGAUUUUCCCUGAUAAGUACAUGGAUAGUCAAGUUUUCAACCGGGCCAAGGAAACUGCUAACGUCGUGCCUGCUGGUUCACGCAUGCCUAUUGAAAUCCCAUUGAACUACACUGCAACGGAUGUUGACCCCGAACAUCGUGUAGCCUACUGGCGUGAAGAUGUUGGUAUCAAUCUUCACCACUGGCACUGGCAUCUCGUUUACCCUUUCGAUGGACCACGAGUAGCAGUCAACAAGGACAGGCGUGGAGAACUCUUCUAUUACAUGCACCAUCAAAUCAUGGCUAGAUACAACGCCGAACGCCUCUGCAACGGUCUCCAACGCGUCCAACCUUUCAUAGAUCUACGUUCACCGAUCCCGGAAGCCUACUUCCCGAAGCUGGACCAGUUGGUUGCUGGGCGUGCUUGGCCAGCUAGACCAACAAACAUGACUCUUUCAGACAUCAAUAGAUCAGCCGAUAAAUUGAGGUUCGACAUCUCUGAUAUCGAGCUUUACAGGAGUCGUAUGUUAGAAGCUGUGCAAACUCGCAGAGUUCGUAACGUUCAGGGCGGUACUCAGAUAUUAGACGAGAACACAGGUAUUGAUAUUCUUGGAAAUAUGAUGGAGGCUAGUAUUCUUAGCCCUGAUCAAACCUUCUACGGUGAUCUGCACAAUUUGGGACACCUUGCUAUCUCUUACAUCCACGAUCCAGACCAUCGCUACUUGGAAUCGUUCGCCAUCAUGGGCGAUUCUACAACCGCUAUGAGAGAUCCAAUCUUCUACAGAUGGCACGCAUUCGUUGACAAUGUCUUCACUCAGUUCAAGGACAGUCUACCAGCUUACAAUACGCAAGAUUUGGGCUUCCAAGGAGUCACGGUGCAGGAUAUCCGCAUCACCAGCCCAGGAUCUAACCCCAAUACCUUGAACUGUCACUGGACUAAGAGCGAUAUCGAUUUAUCGCGAGGUCUGGACUUCACUCCUCGAGGAUCAGUUCUGGCUCGUCUGCAGCAUCUUAACCACGAUGAGUUCUCUUAUAGCUUUGUUGUAAACAACACGAACAACCAAGAAGUGACUGGUACUGUGCGAGUAUUCAUUGCACCAAAGUACGAUGAGACUGGACGAGCUCUCAGCUUCAACGAUCAACGACUGUUGAUGAUCGAAAUGGACAAAUUCACUACCAGGCUGAGGCGUGGACAGAACACGGUCAACCGCAACUCAGUUGAAUCAGCUGUGACCAUUCCUUUCGAGGCUACCUUCCGCAAUUUGAAUGAUAACAGACCAUCCGACUCAGAUCUUUCUAACUUCGACCAAUUCAACAUUUGUGGUUGUGGAUGGCCCCAGCAUAUGCUUGUACCUAAAGGUACAAGACAGGGCUACCCUAUGGACAUGUUCGUCAUGAUCUCCAAUUACGAAUUUGACAGGGUCAACCAAGCAGAGCCAACUGGCUGCCGUGACGGCGUCAGCUUCUGUGGACUGAAGGACCUCAAGUACCCGGACGCACGCUCAAUGGGAUACCCAUUCGAUCGCGUGGCGCGUGCUGGAGUCACAUCGAUGUCCGACUUCCUCACCCCCAACAUGAGGGUGCAACAGAUCACGGUCAGGUUUACCGACACCAUCAAAGCCCGUCAGCCAAGUACUCUGUAAGUCACGAAACUCACGUGAUUCUGAAAGAUUGUAUGGAAUAUUUAAUUGAAUGUAUAUUUUAUUCGAAAGUGCAAUUGUAAAAAUAUUGACCAUGAGGUCGCUAAAAAUAUAAAUAAAAGAAACAGCAUACACUAUAA
This is a messenger RNA of Nasonia vitripennis (jewel wasp), 2234 nucleotides long. RefSeq names its product phenoloxidase 1. NCBI's taxonomy places the organism in Eukaryota, Metazoa, Arthropoda, Insecta, Hymenoptera, Pteromalidae. Bases 40 to 2097 code for a protein of 685 amino acids. The record is from RefSeq and is a predicted model, not a curated record. The transcript is spliced from 9 exons. Gene Ontology annotation, molecular function: oxidoreductase activity.